Molecule: messenger RNA, 1246 nt
Organism: Acipenser ruthenus (sterlet)
Lineage: Eukaryota; Metazoa; Chordata; Actinopteri; Acipenseriformes; Acipenseridae
Product: polyubiquitin-B-like
Exons: 2
Coding region: 279-749 (156 amino acids)
Biological process (GO): proteasome-mediated ubiquitin-dependent protein catabolic process
Cellular component (GO): cytosol; nucleoplasm
Molecular function (GO): polyubiquitin modification-dependent protein binding; ubiquitin binding; proteasome binding
Source: RefSeq, a predicted model, not a curated record
CGGCCGGGGAAUUGGAAACCGAAAGCCUUUGCUGCGUUUGAAAACCGAAUCUUCCAGCACGUGAUGCAAACAAGAGGGCGGAGCUAAGAGGAAUUCAACUGUUUAAAACCCAGAGGCGAAUAGCGGACAGGGCAGAGAGAAGGACCUGAAACAGCGCACCUGAACUGAACUGGGAGCAGAAAAACUAAGAGAGAGAACAAUACAACCCGCCGUCAAUAUUACAUUACCGCACGAGAGACAACACCGUCUAACUCUAAGCGCUUAUCCUCGAAGUGAAGAUGCAGAUUAAAGUCACGACCUUGACGGGGACUUGUUAUCCCGUGGAAAUGGAUCCCAGCGCCACAGUGGGGCAGCUGAAGCAGGAGAUCGAGCGUCGGGUCAGUGUUCCAGCGUUCCGGCAGAAACUGGCGAUGCAGAAGAACGGGCGCAAAGAGCUGGAAGACGAGGGGAGGCGGCUGAGCGAGUGCGGGCUGGAGCACGGAGACACCGUGCUGGUGCUGGUCACCGAGCCAAAGUCCAUGCAAGUCUUCUUGCAGAAUGACAAGAGCAAGACGCAUACAUACGAGAUCUUCCCGGGGGAGACGGUCACCGAGUUCCGGCAGAAGGUUUAUCGGGUGGAAAAGGUUCCACCGGAGCAACAGGUGCUCCUCUAUGAAUCCAAGCCGCUUCAAGACGGCAGGAAAUUGGAGGAUUAUAACAUCAGGCCCCAUACUACCAUCACCUUGAACCUGCGUCUGAGAGGAGGCUAAGUGCAGCGUUGCGUCCAGUGCCUUCCAGAGAUGCUUAUCAUCUUUGAAUUACACCAUGGACCUGAUAUAUAUACAAGUUUAUGACAUUUUUGUUUUGUUGUUUCAUUUAAGUUAUUAUUUGUGUAUUAAAAUACUUGCUGCAUUCCCUAAGCUAAGGGGUUAUAUAACGUGGUUGGCAUCCCCCAGCACAAACGUUAAAGACCACCUUUCUUGCACUUACUUGUGAAUGCUUGCUAGUUUGCACAAUGCCAUUGGCCGGGCUGGCAUCCCGUUUCCUUUUCUGUCCUUUUCUGAGAGAUUCAGCUGAUCAGGGCCAUGCAGCUCUCCAGUUGCAGUGAUUCUGUGAAAAUGUGGUGCAUCUGCUGGGUGUCAAGGAUCGUAACACCUGUCUGUAACAGCUAAUGUGUCCCUGUUUUAAAAAUGAUAUAUUUUGAGUGUGUAACGUUUUACUUUUGUAUAGAUUUGCAAUGAAAUAAAAAUGUAUAAAAAAAGUGAAU